CGUGCUGUGUCGAUUCAGUCACAUGACUCUGCACGUCCCUGUUCUCUCUCUUCCUGCGAUACGAGUAACACAAAAAAUACUAACAAAUACGUUUGUCCGGUUUAAAAGGAUAGCGUGAUACGACACCGGGGAUUAAUUACGUCGCCGAGGCAAACAGAAAGACUGCAAGUUCAGUGAGAUUCAAGGAAUCGUUACCUAAACGAUUCGGUGUGAUUUGACGCAGCGUUGGUUAGCUUAGCUUAGCUUAGCUUUCUCCAUCGAUAGCAUCAAGAAAGUGAUCAUAUAAUGAUCCAAAGGUGCUUAUAAGACUGAAAUCCCCUUCUACAAACUCAAUAGCUUUAAAGAUAUAAACUAAUCAGACAUGUCGAAGUACACAAGCUUCCCUGAGCCCCAAGAGGAUCCCAAUCCAUUCCAGGAUCCAUCAGUGACCCAACAUAGUACUACUGCAGACUACCCCACACUGGACCUGUACAAUCCCUUUGACAACAGGACGACUGGGCCUCCGCCUCCUUACGAGACUGCACCGCCGACCGUCGCACCUCAGACUCUACCUAGCAGGACUACACCCACUGAACCCAGGAAUUAUGGAUCCUACAGCACACAGCAAUCUGUAGUGAACGCCACAACAGCCGAAUUGCUGAAGAAGCAGGAGGAGUUGGAGAAAAAAGCGAGGGAGCUGGAGAGGAGGGAGAGAGAGCUGGACUCCCAAAGCCGUAGCACAGGCUCCGCCUCUCAGAAGAACUGGCCUCCGUUGCCGCGGUUCUGCCCGGUGGGCCCGUGUUUCUAUCACGACAUUAACGUGGAGAUCAGCCAGGGCUUUCAGCGCAUCGUCACCAUCAUGUACUACUUCUGGAUGUGUUCAGUUUGCACUCUGGUCUUCAACCUCAUCUCCUGUCUUGCUCUGUUUUGUGUGGACGCUAGUAGUGGUGUAGGCUUCGGCCUAGCCAUCCUCUGGAUUCUGCUCUUCACCCCCUGCUCCUUCGUCUGUUGGUACAGGCCUGUGUAUAGAGCAUUCAGGACCGAUAGUUCCUUCAAUUUCUUUGUGUUCUUCUUCAUCUUCUUCGUCCAAGUGGUGUUCUACAUCCUUAUGACUAUUGGGAUUCCUGGCUGGGGCUUCAGUGGAUGGAUAGUGGGUCUUGCUGCAUUAAAGUCAAAUACAGCAGUUGGGGUGAUCAUGCUCUUGAAUGCAAUGGUCUUCACUGGUCAGGCUGCCAUGGGAGUGGUUCUGCUCAAGAAGGUCCACUCUCUCUACAGGCAGACUGGUGCUAGCUUCCAGAAGGCCCAGGCAGAGUUUGCCACUGGAGUGCUUUCAAACGAAGCCGUGCGCCAGGCAGCCGUGAGCGCCACAGCCACGGCGGCACAAGGAGCCUUCACCGGACCACGUUAGAGUGGUAGGCAACGUAAUCGGGCGGUUGGAGAGAAACCGAGGAUGAGUAUGAGCCCAAAAAAGAGUCCCCAGGUGUAGAGAGAAUUGUGUAUAUUUUGAUUGUUACACCAUAAGCACUAGGCCAUUUUGCUUGUGUCGGAAAAAUAGAUGCAAUUUAUCAAACCAAAAUUGACUUACUUUUUUUUUUUUUGUUGUUGUUUUUAAUUUGCCUUAAAUUAGCAUCAUUUAUCAUAUCGUUGACCACUUGACUGUCAUUUCUGAUGAACAGAACCAUGUUUGGGGUUUCAUUGGAAAUUUCUAGAAUUUGUUUCUUAGUUCUUUAUUGAUAAUGUGACUAAUAAAAUAAUUAGGAAAGCAGUGCCAAGUAUAUAAAACUGCACCACCUCUCUCUCUCUCUCUCUCUUUCUUUCUCUCUCUCACGCGCUCUCACUCCCUCUCUUUCUCUCUCUGAUUCUCUUAGUCUCUUUUCUGAUUCUCUUUCCAGCUUGCAUCUCUCUUGUUCUCUCUUACUCAGCUUUCUCUCUCCUUCCUCUGCCUCUUUUCCUUCUCUUGUCUUGUCUCGUCCUCUCUCCCUCUCUCCCUCUCUCUCUCUCUCUCUCUCUCUCUCUCAGAAAGGAAGCCUACGGGGUAAACACAUGAUAUUUAUUUGACGGUCAAUGGAAGUUUAUCUAUUUUCUACACUAGGACAUGUAAUGGUUUUCUGAUCCGAUUAAAUAAAUCGUGAAGCACUUCAGAGGCACCAGAAGUUGUAUUCGAGUCAUAUGACUCGCCCCUGUCAUUUAUCUGAUGAUGUUUGGUUGAUGUUGCAAAAACAAGAAAGAAAUCUGACCUUUAAUCCAACGGUUACAUUCAGAGCGAGAUGCAGUAUAUAAAGCUCCCUACAGACGAGGAAAGAAACCAAAUGAAACACAAAAGCUAAGUGUAUCCUAAAGGAUAAUAAUACUGAUAUUUGCCUAUAUUACAUAUUGAAUCCCUCUAUAAUCUUGCUCUGUAAUCUAAUACUGUGUGCCAAAAGUCCUUAGGCUCUGUGUAACAACAGUCGGCAGAGACGUGAAUUAUUUUUUGCCUCUGUUUACGAAUCUCUUUAUUUGUUAAAGAUUAGCAGCUUCAGUUUAACAUAAUGCUGCCUUAUGCCUCGCUCCUGAGAUUGACGUACAGUCUUACGGAUCCAAGAUUUGUGUGUAUUUUGAUAGGUCCUUCUGCAUGGUGGAUUUCCUUUUCCCAGUGUACCUUGGUGUUGUUUCAAAAUCUAUUUGCCUAAAAGGCCUCACAAUCUAUCUGGUCAUAUCUAUCUGUCCUAAAAAGACUAUCUGUAAAAUUCAGACAAAUCUCUCCGGAGUUAAUACACUGUUCCUUCAUACAAAUCUCUCAUUUUGCCAGUAAAACAGGUCCAGACUGUUAACCGUAAAUCAAACUGCCAGCAGCCACCAUCCAGGACUUUAAUGUAUAACAUAUAAAUUCUUCAUCACUGUCUAAUGUCCUGUUCUCCUCCUUCUCCAUUUUCCCAGUCGACAUUUUUGCACGGUGCCAAAUGUAUUUAUCCGGUUACUUGUUAUAUUGUUCUCUCAGUUCUGUGGGCUUGUUUUUGUAUUUUUUAUUUUUUUUUUUUUACCUGCUUUGAUCCACUUGAUCCAAGCCUUUCUGUUUUGAUAUUGUUCUGUGAGAUCAAGUGAACACUAAUGUGCUGCUUGUCAUGUUUGUCUGUGGCGUUCAUCUGUUUUAAUAACGUUAAUACAAAAAAAUUAAUAAAAUUGUCUCACGGACCUGUA
Tachysurus vachellii is the source of this 3156-nucleotide messenger RNA. It is a transcript of the gene scamp3, whose product is annotated as secretory carrier membrane protein 3. The record is from RefSeq and is a predicted model, not a curated record. Gene Ontology annotation, biological process: protein transport. Lineage: Eukaryota; Metazoa; Chordata; Actinopteri; Siluriformes; Bagridae. Bases 362 to 1387 code for a protein of 341 amino acids. Gene Ontology annotation, cellular component: recycling endosome membrane; trans-Golgi network membrane. The transcript has 9 exons.